Trematomus bernacchii (emerald rockcod) is the source of this 7695-nucleotide messenger RNA. It is a transcript of the gene ptch1, whose product is annotated as patched 1. Gene Ontology annotation, molecular function: hedgehog family protein binding; hedgehog receptor activity; smoothened binding. The record is from RefSeq and is a predicted model, not a curated record. Bases 348 to 5039 code for a protein of 1563 amino acids. Gene Ontology annotation, biological process: smoothened signaling pathway. The transcript is spliced from 24 exons. Lineage: Eukaryota; Metazoa; Chordata; Actinopteri; Perciformes; Nototheniidae. Gene Ontology annotation, cellular component: plasma membrane.
GCGCGGCCCAGGGGAAGACCACAUAGAUCUCACCAGAAUGCAACGACUAUCGAGCUUUCUCGCCCGAAGACUUCUGUAUGGGAAUCACUUUGCGCACCUCCCUUUUUGAGAGAAACUUGCUUUUUUUUAAGAGACACGGGGAAUGCGGUGAAAGCGGUGGAGACCUCCGGAUCGCGAAAUGUUGGGAUGGAAGGCGCAGACUUUGACUCGCCGUCUCCAACAGGAGUAUGAAGUCCUACUUCACGGUUGUGAGAUCUCCGAGAGGGAAACUUUGUUGCCUUGGGAUAUCGCUACACGCUCUCGGGGAAAUACUAUAAAGUGGGAAACAGUCUCGCAGUCCCCGCAACAUGGCCUCGGCUGCUAAUGCGCCCUCCGAGCAGGAAAACAGAGACCCCGAUCGGCCCAGGAUAAGGCGGAGGAACAGGGGGGACUAUACCCGCAACACACCGCUGGAUUUGGAGUAUUUGCAGCGGCCAAGUUACUGCGAUGCGAGCUUCGCUUUGGAGCAAAUAACCCAGGGGAAGGCGACUGGGAGGAAAGCACCUCUAUGGCUGAGAGCGAAGUUCCAGAGACUUUUAUUCAGGCUGGGCUGUUACAUACAAAAGAACUGCGGAAAGUUUUUGGUUGUGGGCCUCAUGAUUUUUGGAGCUUUUGCUGUGGGCUUAAGGGCAGCUAAUUUGGAGACGGACGUGGAGAAACUUUGGGUUGAAGUUGGUGGGCGUGUGAACCGGGAACUGACGUACACGCGACAGAAUAUAGGCGAGGAGGCCAUGUUUAACCCUCAGCUGAUGAUCCAGACGCCGCGGGAGGACGGAGCAAAUGUUUUAACGGUGGACGCGCUCCUACAGCACCUGGAGUCAGCUCUCCAAGCCAGCAGAGUUCAUGUUUACCUUUAUAACAGACAAUGGAAAUUAGAAAACUUGUGCUACAAAUCAGGAGAACUAGUCACAGAAAGUCAUUUGGACCAGAUCAUAGAAAAGCUACACCCCUGCCUCAUCAUCACCCCUUUGGACUGUUUCUGGGAGGGAGCCAAGCUCCAGUCUGGAAUGGUCUAUCUACCAGGUAAAGACCCUCUUCAGUGGACCAACUUUGACCCAAAGGAGUUCCUUGAGGAUUUGCGAAAGGCUAAUUUCCCAGUGGAUGGUUUUGAGGAGAUGUUGGAAAAGGCAGAUGUUGGACACGGCUACAUGGAUAGGCCCUGUUUAAACCCUGCUGACCCCGACUGCCCCCUCACUGCGCCCAAUAAGAACUCAACCAAGCCAUUCGAUGUGGCGAGGGCUCUGAGUGGAGGCUGCCAUGGUCUAUCCAGGAAGUACAUGCACUGGCAGGAGGAGCUGAUCGUAGGAGGGACCACCAAGAACGGCAGCGGACCCCUGCUCAGUGCCCAAGCCCUACAGACCAUGUUCCAGCUGAUGACUCCCAAGCAGAUGUUUGAGCACUUUCGUGGCUAUGAGGAGGUUUCCCACAUCAACUGGAAUGAAGAAAAGGCUGCAGCUAUACUGGAAGCCUGGCAGAGGAAAUACUCUGAGGCGGUGCUGCAGAGUGUUGCAGCAAAUUCGUCUCAGAAGGUCUUGUCUUUCACCUCCACCACUCUGGAAGAUAUUCUCAAGUCUUUCUCGGACAUCAGCGUCAUCCGUGUGGCCAGUGGAUAUCUGCUUAUGCUGGCCUAUGCGUGCCUUACCAUGCUACGGUGGGACUGUGCCAAGUCUCAGGGAGCUGUUGGGCUGGCGGGGGUCUUGCUGGUGACACUGUCAGUGGCAGCUGGCCUGGGCCUCUGCUCUCUCCUGGGCAUUUCCUUCAAUGCUGCCACCACACAGGUGCUACCCUUCCUGGCUCUCGGUGUUGGAGUGGACGAUGUUUUCCUCCUCGCUCAUGCCUUCAGUGAGACCGGACAGAACAAGAGGAUCCCAUUCGAGGAUCGUACAGGGGAGUGUCUGAAGAGGACAGGGGCCAGCGUGGCUCUCACCUCCAUCAGCAACGUCACCGCUUUCUUCAUGGCAGCACUCAUCCCCAUCCCAGCGCUCAGAGCCUUCUCUCUACAGGCUGCGGUGGUGGUGGUGUUUAACUUUGCCAUGGUGCUGCUCAUCUUCCCCGCCAUCCUCAGCAUGGACCUCUACCGACGAGAAGACAGACGUUUCGACAUUUUCUGCUGCUUUUACAGUCCCUCUGCCAAUCGGGUGAUUCAGAUCGAGCCUCAUGCACACCUGGAUGGGGCAGAUGAAAGCCACUACAGCCCUCCCCCAUCCUAUUGUACACCUCCUCCCUCGUAUCACACGCCUCCCCCAAACUACAGCAGCCCCCCUCCCUCCUACAGCAGCCAUGGCUUUGCCCAGCAGACGCAAAUCACCAUGCAGUCCACGGUGCAGCUCAGGACAGAGUACGACCCCCGGACCCAGGCCUUCUACACCACGGCUGAGCCAAGUUCGCAAAUCUCUGUGCAGCCCAUGAACGCAGCUCCAACGAGGAGUAACCCUAACAACGACUAUUACAGCAGCAACCCCAGCGGUAGCAGCAGCAGCAGCACCCACGGCAAUCUCAACAACAACAACAGUGGGAGCCGAGGCAAUGGGGGGUCUCGAGGUUCUGCCCCCUUCUCCCAUCAUCAUACUGCACCUCCUUCUGCUGCCACGACUCCAACUGCUAGCUCAGCUCCUCAGGGCGAUGCACCCUCGUCAUCUGGCCAGGGCCCGGAGAACAACAGCUCCACGCGGGACCUGUUGUCCCAGCACGGAGAACGCUCUCUGGGCCUGCGCUGCCUCGACCCCCCCUGCUCCCGCUGGACCCUGGCCUCUUUUGCUGAGAGACACUAUGCUCCAUUCCUUCUACAACCAACCACCAAGGUGGUUGUGAUUGUGCUGUUCCUCUGCCUGCUGGUAGUCAGUCUGUACGGGACCACCCAGGUGAAGGAUGGCCUGGAGUUGACGGACAUUGUGCCGAGAGAGACCAGCGAGUAUGACUUCAUCGGUGCCCAGUUCAAGUUCUUCUCCUUCUACAAUAUGUAUGUGGUGACACAGCAGGCGGAAUACCCCAAGAAGCAGCAUCUGCUGCACCAGCUCCACCAGAGGUUCCACACUGUUCGCUACGUGCUGAAGGAGGACAACGGAGAGCUGCCUCACAUGUGGCUUCACUAUUUCAGGGAAUGGCUUCAAGGUCUCCAGCAGGCGUUUGACAGGGACUGGGAGGCCGGGCGCAUCACCCAAAACAACUACAGGAAUGGCUCUGAUGAUGGCGUCCUGGCAUACAAGCUGUUGGUGCAGACAGGACGCAGGGAAAAGCCCAUUAACUUCAACCUGCUGACUCGUCACAGGCUUGUGGAUGCAGAUGGGAUCAUCAACCCCGGGGCAUUCUACAUCUACCUUACUGCUUGGGUCAGCAAUGAUCCUGUGGCAUACGCCGCCUCGCAGGCCAACAUUCGCCCACACCCUCCAGAGUGGCUGCGCGACCGGACCGACAUCAUGCCCGAGACACGCCUCAGCAUCCCAGCUGCUGAGCCCAUUGAAUACGCACAGUUCCCCUUCUACCUCAACGGGCUUCGGGAGACUCCACAGUUUGUGGAGGCCAUUGAGAGCGUGCGGGCUAUCUGCAGCAACUUCAGUCGACAGGGCCUACCCUCCUACCCCAACGGCUACCCUUUCCUGUUCUGGGAACAGUAUGUUAGUCUGCGCCACUGGCUCCUGCUGUGCAUCAGUGUCGUGCUCGCCUGUACCUUCCUCGUCUGUGCCCUCUUCCUGCUCAACCCGUGGACCGCCGGCAUCAUAGUGUUGGUGCUUUCUCUUAUGACUGUGGAGCUGUUUGGCUUCAUGGGGCUGAUGGGAAUCAAGCUGAGUGCUGUCCCUGUUGUCAUUCUCAUCGCCUCUGUGGGCAUUGGAGUGGAGUUCACCGUCCAUGUGGCUCUGGCUUUCCUGACAGCCAUAGGGGAUCGUCACAAGCGGGCCGUGCUGGCUCUGGAGCACAUGUUUGCUCCGGUGCUCGACGGAGCCUUUUCUACCUUAUUAGGUGUCCUGUUGCUUGCGGGGUCUGAGUUCGACUUUAUUGUCAGGUAUUUCUUCGCAGUGUUGGCCAUUCUCACAGUUCUUGGAGUACUGAAUGGAUUGGUCCUUCUUCCAGUAUUACUGUCAUACUUUGGGCCCUAUCCAGAGGUGACCCCAAUCGAUGGUCGUAGUCAGUUACCCACCCCAUCACCUGAGACACCUCCUCACGUGGUCCACUUCUCGGUCCGUCCUCACAACACCACCAUAGCCACGCCCACCUCUGGUGCAGCUUCAGACUCGUCGGACUCGGAGUACAGCUCUAACACCACAGUGUCUGGUAUAAGCCAGGAGCUGCAGAACUACAACCUGCCCUCCCACAGGGGACACACUCGAGCAGAGGAGCAGCAGUACCACCUCCAGAUCAGCAGGGGCAGAGCAGCCAGGACAGAGGAGCACAGGAGAGCAGGAUCAGGGAACAGGCGCACAGCCAGGCAGCCUGACCCUCCUGGCUAUAAUGUGUCUUUGUCCUCUCAGGGUUGUAAUUCUGGGCCCCAGCCAGCGGCUCCUCAGCGUAACAGCAGCAGGGACCCCAAGAGCCAGCCGCACCGGCAGGCCCCGCCCCCAGCCCGCCCGCGCAUGGACGCUUUUGAAACUGCUACUGAGGCUGGGGGCCAUCAUGGCUCACGUGGCCAUAGAGAACACUCAGCAGGCCACAGGGCCCGCUCUUCCCACAACCCACAACCUAAUCACCACCUCCCGCACCACCACCCAAACCCCACCCCUUAUUGUCAACCCAUCACCACGGUAACAGCAUCAGCCUCCGUCACUGUUGCUGUUCACCCAGCCCCCUUGUCCAACCAGGGCCCCCCAGCUUCCUCUUACCCAGGAUACACAACAACAGACAGUUACUGCCAAUCAGGAGAUCAGGGGACGGAGCCUGUCUUCCAGGACCCUCAUGUGCCACUGGACACUCACACAGGGGCCAGGGGGGCCUACAUGGAGUCCAUGGAGCUUCAAGAUUUGGAGUUUGAGGCAGCUGAGAGCAACAAUGGCAGGCGGACAAGCUGAGUUAUGGAGAACGCAAGUACAACGGCCAAAGAUGGACUCCUCCCUAUUACUUAGCAGCUGACUCGGUCUGGCGCAGGAAAGCCCAGCACAGCCCAGUCCGAAACUCGCCAGUGUUGCCGUCAUGGUGCUCAUUCUUACUGUAACCCAGUGGACUAUUUUCUUAGAUAUUUCUAUCUAUAUUUAAAAGUUGUAUACAUAUGUAAAUAUGAACAGAAAGUAGCUAUAAUUGUAGGAGCUGUACAACUCCUCAUGUUAACAGACUGGGGCUGCCAUUUUAUAUGGUUUGUGAGUGUGUUUGUGUAAAUGUGUAUGUGUGUAUGAGAGUUAGUGAUAGAUAUCUUAUUACUGCUCACUCAUCUGUGGAUCUGUGCCAUUAGGAAGCUUCAUCUAGACAAAAAUACCUGUCAGCAUUCACUGUUGCUGCUCAAAAUAUUUUUUUUAAAUAAUAUACAUUUAUAACUCUAUGCAAAUGUCUCUUUAAACAAAAGAAGUGAUCUGUGUGUGUAGGUGUGUGUGUGUAGGUGUGUAGGUGUGUGUGUGUGUGUGUGUGUGUGUGUGUGUGUGUGUGUGUGUGAUGUGAAACUGCCCCAUUAUCUUCUGGCUUAUAAAUCAGACACAUCCUCAGAACAGGCUAACAUUUACACUCAUUUUAAACAUGAGGGAAAUUGUUAGAAUUAUCAAACAGGGCUAUGGUAUAUAUGUGUGUGUUUAUGUGUGUGUGCGGUUAUUGUAUAAAGGUACGCAUGUUAAACUAUUAAUUUUUUAUCACAAACCUGUGGUAGUUAUGAAACAAUUACUGUUUAACUUGACACGCUAUGCGUGCUAUUUAAGACGAGCAGAUAUGAAGAAAUUUAAAAAGCUGUUUUUUGGUUUUGUUCUGUUCUUUUAGUCAUUGCCUCUGCAUUGGAACCUGUUUCUGCUCUCAGCUUUGUAUCACUGUCUGUGAGGUUGCUCUCUGGUUGUGUCUUACUGUACGAGGCAAUAUUGUUUAACCCUAGCAGGCUCAAAACUGUUUCUGUCUUGUACAAGCAGUAAACCCACCUCAAAGACUCACUCUCCCAUUACAGGGACCUUCACAUUACUGAUUCUGGAACAGGGUCAACACAGGGCUCUAACUCUGUGUCAAGUGGAUAAGCUAAAGCUCUGACUGUAUACUGUACAACCUGAUUUAACAUGGCACUUGACUGCACUCAAACUUCAUUCACAGCAAUACUUGCUUCAAGUAUCUUUCUUUUUUACUAUCCAACCAAUAAGCUAGCCCACACAGCCUGCUACGGGAUAAGCCUUAUAUGGCCUGACUAUGUGGUCUAUGUGUGUCUCAAUGUAUACAUGUCUAAAGCAUUUAUGUGCGUGUGUGUCUUGGUACAUCCUCUCAGUCUGCCUCAGCUCUCCUUUAUUGACAGUAGAAACAACUGGCCCUAAUUUGGCAUCAGCCGUCCCCACUGACCUCAGCUAAUAAAAUUCCACAACAUAAUGUCAUGACACUAAUUGGACGUCCCCCCACAACUGCCAAAUGGCACAGCCCAGAGCCUCACGGGUCAAAGUUGACACUACCAGCCCCCCCCCCCCCCCUCCCAGCAAUGGCCAGUUUAUAUCUGCAGGUCCAUGUCAGCGUGCAUACUUGCCUGCGCCUCCCCCCCCCAAAACCCUCCCACAGUUCCAGACCCAGGCCCCUUUGACCCAGUCACUCACCCCAACCACACCUCAGUUUUCCUCCACUUUUUUACACUCUUACUUCCUGUUGAACAUGUGUAGCUCUUCCCAGAAGUCUUUGCCGUUUUCUGUCCACCAUGUUACGUCAGCUGCUUGCAUGAAAUAGGUUGUUCUGUUUGUUUUUUGUUUUGUUUUCUCCCAAUGUCACAUUGGCAGUAGCGGAGAGAAUCAUAGCUGGCAACUAUUUUAUUCAUUUUUUUAUGUUUUUUGUUUGUUUUUGUUCUCAACAUUCAAAUGCGAUAUUUAUAUUUUUGUAAUAUAAAAUAUGUUUUUUCUUUCAUUAUUGUCGUGAAGCCAGUGGAUAACAAAUGCAGGGAUUUUUUUUUUUUUAUUAUUGAUAAAACACUAUUACAGUUUAAUGUUUUUACAUUAAUGGAGUUUGAUCUGUAUAAAGUGCUUACUAAUGUUAAAUAGGAAAAAAAGAGUAUAUAACAUUUUACACUACAGGUCUCAUCAUAGCUCUUAGAGGAUUUUAAAAGGAAAAAAAAAAAUCAGUGGUUCUUCCAGACUGCCAUUUUGGUCUCGGUUGGCGUGGAUGUAUGCUGUUUUCAGUUACAAAGAUAAAUGUAUGCCAUAUAAUUUAUUUAUAUGAAAAUUUAUUUUUGUAGUGUACAUAGUAGUUGUCAAGGUAUUUGACAGAAGUAUAUUUUUAAAGAGUUUAUAUGUAAUGAUAUACCAUAACAGAAAAAACCUUAAGGUGCACACUUUCACUGCUAACUGUCUUGUGAGACGACAUUGACACCUCCCCUUCAGUAUUAUGUUCCGAUCCUAGGAGAGAGACAGCUGUUUCUAUGGGUUUGUCAAAGGCUAGCCAUGAAAGUAGAAAAUUGUACUAGCUCUCUAAAUAUUAAUGUUCAAACACUGAUAGAAUUCUAACAAAUAAAAAUAUUAUAACUUAUUUGUCUCUUUGUUCAUAACUUUAAUAAAUGGAAACUUAAAAAUA